Molecule: messenger RNA, 4756 nt
Organism: Salmo salar (Atlantic salmon)
Lineage: Eukaryota; Metazoa; Chordata; Actinopteri; Salmoniformes; Salmonidae
Product: B-cell receptor CD22
Source: RefSeq, a predicted model, not a curated record
AAAAAUAAAGAAAUCACGUUAUAUGUGAAAUGGGAAGUGUGAGCAGGAUGGUAAUAUUUCCUUUAUAUGUCAAUGUCUCUGAAGGAGAGUGGUUAUCUGACAUGAGAAAGAAAGAUUCAACUAUGCAAGUCCAGCACAAAGAGGAGGGGAUGCGGAUUGAAAGAUUAACAUGGCCUUUUCUUAUUCAUUUCAUUUGGCUUGGAGUGAUGGGAGUUGAUGCCUCGUCAUGGACUGCUGAAGUGCCCAGCUCAGUAUCCGGCAUGCAGGGCUCAUGUAUCGUGAUUCCCUGCUCAUUCAACUACCCAGAACCUGAGGAGAAGCCCUCCAAAUUCACUGGCAUCUGGAUCAAAGACACCCAUGAUACUAUAUACCACCCAGACAGCUCCAACAUCAUCAAAGACUACAGGGGUCGUACAGAGCUGGUGGGAGAUCUCCGGCAGAAGAACUGCUCUCUCAGAAUCGACCCCCUCCAUCACAGUGACAAAGGACCCUUUCAUUUCAGGGUUGAAAUCAAAGACCAAAACAAGUAUUCCUACAUACAUGACACAGUCUCCAUUGCAGUGAGCAGCUCUCCAGACCCCCCCUCUCUGUCAGUGAGGGAGGAGGUGAAGUUGGGGGUGGAGCUGUCUGCCUCCUGCUCUGUGUUUCACUCCUGCCCAUCUGAUUCCCCUCUCCUCACCUGGAGCCACUCCGGAACACCCAGUGUCCAAUCACAACAGCUGACCAACGGCCAGUGGAAAGUGACAUCAUCCCUGACCUUUACCCCCAGCAUCACUGAUCACAACCAGUCUCUGGUCUGCACAGCAGAACACAGGGGAGGGAAGACAGUGAAAAUGUCCAAAACUCUCAAUGUCAAAUAUGCCCCAGUGGAUGUGAAGGUGGAAGGAGUGUCCAGUGUGAAGGAAGGAGACUCUGUAGAGCUGAGAUGCUCCAGUGACAGUAACCCUGCUGCCCACAGCUACCGUUGGCACAACAACAGAGAACCUCUGCCCACCACUGGACCUACCGUCACACUGGAGAAUGUGACCAGACUCACUGAAGCCCUCUACUGCACUGCCAUCAACACAGAGGGACAAGGCCACUCCAGCUCACUGAAGCUCAAUGUAGAGUACCCCCCUGAGAUCAAAGUGGGCUCCGCCUGCACUUCAGACACCUCCAGGGUAACCUGUCUGUGCAUUGUGGAUUCGGAGCCCCCCGGCACCGUGGAGUGGUCUCUUCCAGCUGGACCCCUGCCCACCCUACCCAGUACCAGAGUGGAGAGGCAUGGGUCAGUUACCAUGGUGACCCUACAGAGGGCACUAGGCUUCUCCGAGACCAUCCACUGCCAUGCCAGCAACACACAGGGCAAUGCCACCUUGUCCUUCACUGUGUCCACAAAUGAUAAGAUGUUGAUGCUGUACGUUUUAAUUGGUAUUGCUGCAUUAGUGGUGGUAGUAAUACUAAUUACCAUGUCAGCUUGCCUAUUGAACAAGAAGGGUAGUAGGAGUCGUAGUGACCAGCCAGUAACCAGUAUGCAGGACGUGGAUACAGCCAAGGGUGCUUUUUCACAUCCCUCACCAUCAAGGAAAGAGCAGAAAGACCCCAGCAGUGGAAUCCACACAAACUACUACACCAAUGAUCACCUAUAUGGAAACAUGGAGGCUGAAGAGGAUGGCGACCCAUACGAGUGUGUUGGUGGAGACGAUGCAGUCUAUGCUAAUGUGUGAACACAACAGGAAGCAUGUUGGAGUCAGCUGGCCCAGAGGCCAUGUUACUCAUAGGCUGCCACCUCUACAAUGUAUUCAGUCAAAAUGCAUUUUUUAUUGUACUUGACACAAACCAAAACCAUACCAAAGGCACUAACAUGCAUUUAAAUGCAUUUAAAUUACUACAAAUAUGUCAAAAUUCAUGUCCCUCCAUGCACUCCCAGUGACUUCUAGAAAGAUUUGAGCCCAGUAACCCCAAAAAUACUGAGUUUUCCCCAUCACUGUAAAGCCCUAGUUAUUUUGUUGCUUUGAUGAAGUUAUUUCUGAAGAUUAUUAUGUAUUUUAUGUGAAAAGUGAUUCCUUUGUCUGUUACGUGAACUGAACUCUCGUUUUAAUACGGAGGAACUAUUCCUUUUUAAAUGAUAGUGUAAAAGCAGGUGAGCUGGUUAUACUCUUUUGGCCAUUUUCUGGUGUUUUGUGGUGAAAAACUGAGCGGGUCUAGCAUAAUACGGCAACCCUGUUACCAAUAGAUAGACAGGCUAGAAAUGUUUAACAAUUUAAAAUGAUUUGUGAAUCUUGCAUUCAACUGACCCUCCCUGUUGCACACAACAAGCUUCCAUUCUUCUUGUCACAAGGAGAUACAUGGCUGAUUUAAAUAGUUAUUACCAGUUGGAGGGGCAUUCAAGUGGAUAUUUCCUAACCAUCCACUGUAGAGCUGCACAAUACCACUCAUUUGAAGCACAGGCUACUGUGGCUAUUUGAUCAUAAUAUAGGCCCACCAAAGUGGCUUACCAUCAAAAACAGUGGAGGAAAUGCAUCCCAUAACAUUUUAACAUGGAAAUAGCUGUUCUAUCAUUCAGUCUACAGUAGCAUUCAAUGUGUGGUGUUCAAUGUAGGCCUACAUUCUAUGAGACGUAAAAAAAUUUAACAUGCAGGGCUUGACAUUAACCUGUUUAUCCACCUGUCCUUCAGAGAAGGAUGUGACUGAAAAUGUUGUGUUGUUUGAUGCAAGAAACAUCUUUACAAAAUCAAAUGUAUUAUUAUUCCCAUACCAUUAUUACAGAGAAUCAGAAAAAUUAUUCUACCCUCUGUCUAUUAGCUUAUUUAAGACUGUGUCAAAAUUCACCACUGCCCCUUUAAAACAAACAUAAAAGCUCUUUACCUAACUCACUUUUCUAAGAUGUCUAGAAGUGUUUGUAGGAAGCAAUCACUCCUCUAUUGCUGACUACAAAUGAUCUAUAACUGGGCUAAUAACACACUAACUAGCAAAGGAUGUGAACAAAAUGUGCAAAUGUGGCUACAUACAACUCUCGCUUUGAUCUCAAAACAAGCUCAUCUACUCAUGACCGCUAAUGCUAGAAACACAGUCCAGUUCAAAGUAAAUGGCACUGAACCAUAUAUGGCAAUGGUCUAUUUGCGUAUAGUCCUACUGCAGCUCUAAUUGUUAUGCUGCACCAGUUUGUGUAGAAUACGGUCUGUGUAGACUACAGUAUGGGCUGAGUAGUGCAUGUCAAUACAACAGAAUCCUACUCCGAUGCAUUCUGCCUACAACAAAAUCUGUUGCAUAGUUUGUUUUGUUUCGGUAUGUUGCAUUGAAAGUGGCUAAUAUUGCGUUGAUUUGAUCACAAUUGCCACAGUAAAGGGAAACAUUGAUAGUGUUAACAGGGAGAACUCUAGAACAGUGGUCACCAACCUUCACUGAGUCAAGAUCACUUUGAGUCAAAAUGCAAGCCGAGAUCUACCGCUCCGAUUAAUUUUUUAACAUGACUUAAAAGAUGGAAGCCUAUGCAACAUUAACCAAUUAAAAACAGUACUGUAGCAAUGAGGUUUGUGCAGUAAGUUAUAUGCCCAAUAUAUUAUCACUGCAUAUUGGCUUUCUUGAAUAGCCCUGCCAAUACAUUGUUGUUUGGGUCAUUUUUUUAAAUUAUAUUUCUAAAUUUGAGUUAGGCUAUGUGAUCACACCGGUAAUAGAGCCGUUGUUAUAUUACUUGUGAAGCACAGCUGAGUGAGCAUACAUUUAAAUCAUUUGCUUUUUAUUUUACUGGGCUGAUCGUAUCUGCAUCUGAUAGUCAGUCUCAGCCGACGGAGAGAGCAGCAGACUGAGGGUCCGCCUCCGCUAUCCCUUUCCUCCGCUGACACUGACCAAAAAGGGACACCAUCUUCCAGCUGAUGGCGAACUCGAGUUCCAUCCUAUGAAGAGAGAAGGUGAAAUAUUCCUCGAUAUUCAAAAAUACCCAAGCCACUAAUAAUAACCACAACGCAAGCCUAUAGAUACGCUUUCCUACUCAUUCAUUACUGCUGCAGUGCUUGUUGUGGCGCUGAGUGAAUAUACCCUUAUGAAAAAAUAUUGCAGUCAGAGCACUGUAUAACUGCAGGACACUACAGUAUAACUGCAGUUAGAGUGCAGUAUAACUGCAGUAUGCUGCAAUUACUGUGUCCUAAAUACCACAGUUGACUGCAGGUAAUGCCCUUUUACUGCAGUUUCAAAACUGCAUUUUUUUUUUGUUAGGGUAGGAAGAAUGCGCAUUUUAUGGCUUAUAAAAGUGUUGAAUACAAAGUGUUGACAGUGCUGAGUAAGAACUUAAAAAUGAACUCAAUGAUAAAAACAGCAUCUCUUUUCUGUGUUCGUUGAAUGGCAACAAUUCGCCUACCCAGCAUGCAGGACAGCUGAUUCGGGUGCACCUACCGCCAACAAUCUGAGACAAAUAAAAAUAAAUAGGAACACAAGGCUUUAUCGUUGGGUUUUUUACAGAAAUAUUGGGCGGUCAGCUAGGAGUGCCUUGGAGAUCGACAAGUUGAUCGCGAUCGACCGGUUGGUGACCACUGCUCUAGAAAGUUGAGUGAAGUUCAAUCUCAUGCUUCUCUCUCUGUGGACUGAUAUUUCUGUGUGGCAGUCACGGGAGCUGAGCAGCAGUCUUGUGGCUACUCUCGCGCAGCUUAGUGGGAACAUUGGAAAUAAAUCAGCUGUCUGGGUGGCUGGUCUCAGACGAUCCUGCAGGUGAAGAAGCAGGAUGUGGAGGUCCUGGAUUGGCUUGGUUACAUGUGGUCUGCAGUUGUGAGGCUGGUUGGAC